AUGGAAUCUAGAACAAGUAAAUCUAAAAAGAAAACUCAACAACAAAGAGAAAGGUGGACUCUAGAAGAAGAUAAUUUACUGCGUAAAAUAAUUAGGAAAUAUGGAACAAGUUGGUGUAAAGUGGCAUAAAGUUUUCCAGAUAGAAAUCCAAAUUCUUGCAUUUAAAGAUGGAAAAGAUUGACGGGAAGAAAUGUAAGCAAUAUCUCAAAAUAUUAGAAAAAAAAAAAAUAGAAAUGGAAUAUCAAAGAAGAUUAUUUACUUUAAAAAUUAGUUGCAGCUUAUGGAAAUAAAUGGAAUCAAAUCUCAAAACAUUUCAAAGGGAAAAGUAAUAAACAAUGUAUGGAGAGAUACAAUAAUUGUCUGAAUCCAAAUCUUAAUAGGAAACCAUUUACAUAAGAAGAAGAUGAAAUUAUUUACUAAAAUUACAUAUGCUUAGGUUCCAAAUGGGCUAAGAUAGCCUUGUAACUAAAUGGAAGAACGGUAUACUGUUUUAAUAUUUAGUUCAGCAAAACUAAAUAAAAAAUAGAUUCUAUUCUUGCAUCAUUACCUCCCAUUUAGAAUUAUAAAACCCAUAUUAUACCAAAUUAUCACCUUAACAAGCAAAAGAAGCUUUACUAAAAGCCAGAUUGGAACAUAAAGGAAAAUUAUUCUUAGAAAAUGAAAAUUUAUAUAAUAAGGAAUUUGAAUUAAGCCAAUUAAACUAGUCAGCUUGUGAGAGCUAAUCAUUUUAAAUCGAAUAAGAAGAUGUUUAUUCUAAUUUUCAUACCCUUAAAUGA
This is a messenger RNA of Paramecium pentaurelia, 776 nucleotides long. The record is from the annotation of a GenBank genome assembly. NCBI's taxonomy places the organism in Eukaryota, Ciliophora, Oligohymenophorea, Peniculida, Parameciidae.